ACGCUGCCUCAGUCACAUUAUUUUAUUUCACAACAUUGGUGACUACCGCGAGGAUCGUGCGCGCUUAUCAUCGGAGAGCUCUUGCGGCGCUGCUGGAGCAGGUUUUCGGCGAGAGCUGUCUGUGACGUUUUCAGGGUUUGGUGUAUUGUUUCUGUCGAAUCACCUCGAUAAACAUCGGUUUCGAGGAGCCACGGCCUGCUAGACUGGUGCUGCUGCUGCUGCUGACAGCUGCUGGAUAGUCGAAUAACGUCGUUGACUGCACUGAAGAAGAUAUCGGAGCGAUACCGGCCCGGUGGUGACGUAAGCGUGGGAAUAAUCUGGAACUGAAGGGAGUAAAGGCGGGCUCUAGAUAAAAGUAGGUGCUUGGACGAGCGCACCAGUCAGACAGUAUCGAGCAGCAGCUGGCGCUGAACGCAGGGUGUCCGAGUUCCCACAACCGUGCGCACAUUCCUCACAGUCGUAUAAAUAUAUUGAACGCUAGAAGCAAGGAGAAGAGAUGGGUUUGCUGUCGGAGGGAAGCCCGUUGAGCUGGGAGGAGACGAAAGCGCUGGCCCAGCAUGUUCGCGAGCACGGCAUCGAGCAGUUCAUAAACAUGUACGCGCGGCUUCGGGACCGCCAGGGCGACAUGCUGAAGUGGGGCGACGAGGUCGAGUACAUAAUCGUGAGGUUUGAUGACGAGCAGAAGGCGGCCCAGGUAUCGCUGCGGGCCCGCGAAAUGCUGGCCGUGCUGAACGAGAAGGAGGCGGCCGAUCCGCAAGGUGUCAAGUCCCUGUGGCGUCCGGAGUACGGCGCGUACAUGAUCGAGGGAACCCCGGGCAAACCCUACGGAGGUCUGUUGGCUCACUUUAACGUAGUGGAAGCGAAUAUGCGCUACCGUAGGCUGGAAGUGGCAGAGAUGUUGUCUCCUGGAGAGCACGUCAUGUCUAUUACCAAUUUUCCCCGCUUGGGUUGUCCCAACUUUACGUUUCCUCCGGCGAAGCCAACGCCCGAGGACGAAACGUGCGCGGCUCGGUCCCUGUACUUUCCAGAUGAAGCCAUCUUUCCGGGUCAUCCCCGCUUCAAGACGCUUACGCGGAACAUUCGUCAGCGCAGAGGUGAAAAGGUAUCGAUCGAUUUGCCCAUAUUCAAGGACAAGAAUACGGUGAUUCCGGUGGAGGGUAGCCUCCCGGAAAAGCCGGACCACGUGCACAUGGACGCCAUGGGCUUUGGAAUGGGUUGCUGCUGCCUGCAGUUGACCUUCCAGGCUUGUAACAUUACGGAGGCACGCACGCUGUACGAUCAGCUCACUCCGAUGUGCCCGAUCAUGCUGGCGUUGACGGCCGCCAGCCCUGCCUACCGGGGAUAUCUUACCGACGUGGACUGUCGCUGGAACGUCAUCUCGGCCUCGGUUGACUGCCGAACUCGCGAGGAAAAGGGAGAAAUUCCACUCAAGAACGAUCGAUUCCGCAUCAACAAAUCCCGGUACGACUCCAUCGAUUCGUAUCUAUCCCCAGCCGGAGAAAAGUACAACGACGUGCCUUUGGUUAUGGAUGAAGCCCUGUACAAACGACUCCGCGAAGGAGACAUCGAUCACCUGCUGGCGCAGCACAUUGCCCACCUCUUCAUCCGAGAUUCAGUUUCGCUGUUCAGCGAGAAGGUCCACCAGAAUGACAAAGAAGACACCGAUCACUUUGAAAACAUUCAAUCUACCAACUGGCAAACGAUGCGAUUCAAGCCGCCACCGCCAAACUCACCGAUCGGCUGGCGUGUCGAGUUCCGACCGUGCGAGGCUCAGUUGACCGACUUUGAAAACGCUGCCAUCGUUUGCUUCGUCGUUCUGUUGACCCGCGUCAUCCUGUCCUACCAGCUGGACUUCCUCAUCCCGAUCAGCAAAGUGGACGAAAAUAUGCAAACCUCCCAAAAGCGUGGAGCCGUGCUGACGGAGAAAUUCUGGUUCAAGAAGAACAUCAACGGCGCCAAGGAGAACAAUCACAGCAACGAAUCCAACGGACUGGACGCCGAGUACGAACUAAUGACCAUCGACCAGAUCAUCAACGGCAAGGGUUGCUUCCCGGGGCUAGUCCCUCUGAUCAACAGCUACCUCGGCUCGAUGGACGUGGACGCCGACACGCACUGCACCAUCCAGCAGUAUCUAAAACUGAUCCAGAAGCGCGCCUCCGGAGAGCUACUCACCACGGCUUCGUGGAUUCGAAAGGAAAUCACCGAACACGAAGAGUACAAGCACGACUCGGUGGUGAGCGAGCGCAUCUGCUACGACCUGCUCAAGAAGGGCAAGGACAUCCAGGACGGCAUCCGGCCCUGUCCGGAGCUGCUCGGCGCGAACGUGGGCUCCAAGACCGCCGACAACAUUCCGCCGGCGAUCGAGAAGCACCUGACCAAGCACUGCUGAAGGAACCGCGCUCGUUCCAGUUCAAAUUG
Messenger RNA from Culex pipiens pallens (northern house mosquito), 2418 nucleotides. It is a transcript of the gene Gclc, whose product is annotated as glutamate--cysteine ligase. The transcript has 5 exons. Gene Ontology annotation, molecular function: glutamate-cysteine ligase activity. Gene Ontology annotation, cellular component: glutamate-cysteine ligase complex. Bases 497 to 2389 code for a protein of 630 amino acids. NCBI's taxonomy places the organism in Eukaryota, Metazoa, Arthropoda, Insecta, Diptera, Culicidae. Gene Ontology annotation, biological process: glutathione biosynthetic process. The record is from RefSeq and is a predicted model, not a curated record.